AUGGGCGUGGAUGGCUAUCAACAUUCUUCUCCCCCCGCCAUAGAUAUGUCUACAUCCAUGGUUCUCGAGCGCACCGCGGCAAUCAGAACAUCUCCUUCUGAAGCCGACGACUUCUCGAUGAGCGGCUGGACCACUGUUGGCACAUCCUCCGCCGCCUCCGAAACCACAUGCCCCGCUCCGGCGUUCGUGUCCGUGUCCGCCUCCGUGGCCGAUCUUACGGCAUCCGAGCUGCUCCGCCUGGAAGUCCAGGAUGCCCGGCCUUCAGGCUCGCUUGCCAGUCCCGGCUCGCACGUGGUGCGCGACCGUGCCUGUGAAAUGUCCGUCGGUAGCGAUAGCUUAUUCAGCUACAGCUACACCUUUGUCCAAGAUGAUCAAGGACUCUGCGGAAUCGGAGCGUGGGCUGAUAUUACGACAAGUUCUUUCGUCGCCAAGAAGAGGCGAAUUACUCCACGACCAUGA
This is a messenger RNA of Fusarium mangiferae, 459 nucleotides long. RefSeq lists its product as uncharacterized. The record is from RefSeq and is a predicted model, not a curated record. Lineage: Eukaryota; Fungi; Ascomycota; Sordariomycetes; Hypocreales; Nectriaceae. The coding region runs from base 1 to 459 and encodes 152 amino acids. The transcript has a single exon.